AACGGAGAAACGACCACUUGUAUGCAGUUAGUAACAACAGACGGAACUACAUGGGAGGAUGCAAGAAAACACUGUCAACAACAUGAAGGUGGUGACUUAGUUAGCAUAACAUCAAAGGCAAAAUGGGAUUUCAUCAUGAAAAACUUUAGAAACGUUGGACGUGUUGGGAUAGGGUUAAAGGAUAAAAAAUGGAUGACUGGCGAAAGUUUUGAAAACAUUUUUGGGAUUACUUUUCAACUGAAUGAUUACGAUGGUGCUUAUCCUUCAGAAGUCGACAAUACAUGUGGUGUACUAGUGCCGUUGUCAAAAAACAAACUCCAAGAUGAAAACUGUAAUCUUCGUCCAAUGCAAAAGUUUCUCUGUGAGAUCGAUAUAUAAUAGAAUAAGACCUGAUGUCCAUUGAUCUAAUAGAAAGUUGGUUAUUAUUGACUUUAACAAUCCAAACAGAUUCUGUAUUUGAAAUUUAUAUGAUGUUGCCCGUGCUAUAAUUUGACUUUUUUGGGAAAACCAAUUUCACACAAAUUAAAUACAAAGACACCAACGUGAAACGUGUUCGCAACUUCUUAAGACUUUUUGUCAGGAGCAUCAUAGACGGAGAGAUGAAAUUUCAUACUAUAAAACCAACCAUACUAUACUGAUAUAUGGAUGUGACAUUUAUUGUAGGGUUGAUUUUUUUUACAAACAAUGAAACAUUUCGUAAUCACUCUGUUCGCAA
Messenger RNA from Mytilus trossulus (common blue mussel), 715 nucleotides. RefSeq lists its product as uncharacterized. Lineage: Eukaryota; Metazoa; Mollusca; Bivalvia; Mytilida; Mytilidae. Bases 22 to 378 code for a protein of 118 amino acids. The transcript is spliced from 2 exons. The record is from RefSeq and is a predicted model, not a curated record.